UCCAUAGGGAUCUUCGUUUCAUCUGAUUGGUUGGGGAUGUGGCAACAAGGGGCGAGAACAAUAGCAUCAUUCCUCCUUAAAAAGAGUGCUGCUAUGCCUUGGAGACGAAAGCAUUUCAGGAAGAGAAAGAUCAAUAGCUGAUAGAUACAGCCGGAAUCAAAGUUUCGAGCGUGCCUGAUACCCGUUGUAAACCUGGAUUUUGUUUAAACCGGCGUCCACCUUUUUUAAAAGUGCCUUUUUUCAUUAAACGCAAAGAUGCCAAAAGGUUUCCUGGUAAAGAGGAACAAAAAGGCAGCGCACGUCUCCUACAGGAUUCGCUCCGAUGAGGACGAGCAGGAAAAAAUCCAGGCGCUCCAGAAUAAAAGCGACUCGUCCGCACCUGUGUCCGUCGCAUCCAGCCCCGACCCCGCCGCAGCAUCUCCCAGCCCCGUGGCGGAUACCCCGGUCUCGGGGCAGGAUGCUAAGCCUAUACAGUUCGGCAACCCGGAGGCAGUGUACCAAGGACUCUACAGCCCCACCCGGCCCAUCAGCAAAGAGCACGACAGAAGAUAUUUCGACAGAAGUUUCAAUCUGGGCUCGCCUAUUUCCGCUGAAUCAUUCCCGACACCUGCCGCCCUCACUACUUUAGACCAGCUUUUAUUUGCUCCAGUGGACUUGAAAAUCGGCACCAGCAACAGCAACCGCAGCGGUACCACCAGCACCGUCCCCGCCGCUGCUAUCAGGAACGCCAUCAAAAGGCCGUCAUCCGACAACGAACGCAAAGGGAAACCCGUAGCAAAGAAACCCAAAGCGAUCCGAAAGCUCAAUUUCGAAGACGAAGUUACCACUUCCCCAGUGCUUGGUCUGAGAAUCAAAGAAGGACCAGUCGACCUAAAACCCAGACCGCUGUCAUCUGCAGGUAACAAGCCUUUGGGCGAAUUCAUCUGUCAGCUGUGCAAGGAAGAAUACGCCGAUCCCUUUUCUUUAGCUCAGCACAAGUGUUCCAGAAUCGUAAGGGUUGAGUACAGAUGUCCUGAAUGUGAUAAGGUGUUCAGCUGCCCGGCGAACCUGGCCUCUCAUAGGCGCUGGCACAAACCGAGACCUCAAAACGCAGCGUCAAUGUCUGCUACCCAGAGUACCAAAUCUGACAUCGCCAAGAUGCCCUCUGGUGUCAAGGCCGUGUCUGAAGACCUGCGGGACAUGAGGGCCGAGUUCGCCAGUGACAGGGACACCCCCAGCCCCGGUUUGUCGGAGUCGGGGUCGGAAGACGGUCUCUAUGAUUGUCACCAGUGCGGGAAAAAGUUUAAACGCCAGGCGUACCUGCGGAAGCAUCUGUUGGGACACCAAGCCUUGCAGAAUAAACCCGAAGAGCAGGGAUUCCAAAAUGGGGAAAAAGAGGAGAAGCUCAGCCAGGUUCCUGUCUCAGACGAAAACCAAAGCCAGGGUCCCUUGAAUCUGAGCCCCGCGGAGUGUCUCCUCUGCCCGGUGUGUGGAGAGAAUUUCCCCAACCGGGCAAGCCAAGAACGGCAUCUUCGCCUCCUGCACUCGUCCCAGGUUUUCCCCUGCAAAUAUUGCCCAGCCACUUUCUACAGCUCGCCGGGACUUACGAGGCACAUUAACAAAUGCCACCCCUCGGAAAAUAGGCAGGUCAUCCUUCUUCAAAUGCCCGUGCGCCCUGCUUGCUAAAAACACAAGUCGUGCCUUUACCGGGGAAAACCAGUAGCACGGAGAGAAACCUCCACUGUAACACGAACUACGUGCAGCAUUCAGUUCAGGUUGUCUACAAGUCGGAGAAGUUUCUUUCAAACCAAUCAAUGGCUUAUUGAAAUAUUAUGGAACUAUGACUUGAAGUAUAUAUUUUCAGAUUUCUUUGGAGUUAGUUUAUCGCACACACAAACACAAGCACACACACGCACGUACACACACACACACGCAUACACACAAAGCGAAACGUUAGUUUGACUGUUAAAAGUAUUUUUCUAGGACCGCUGCACACGUGCUAAUGUACUAGCUUCUAGACCUAAGAAAUUGUUAUUAUACUCUAGGCGUACCUGUUGUCAUAAAUGCCUUUCAAUUCACAUGCUGUAAAUUUCCCUUUCACCUUAGCUUUAUUAUAGCUUGUGAAUUACCCCGUGUUGAAAAAAAAAAAUCAAAAUUCUUAAAACAUUCCCUAUUAGUGUGGCCGUACAUGCCUUUAGAGUUCUCCGAUACAUCCACAGUGCUGUAUACCUGCCUUAAAAAAGUUCAGUGUCAAAUAAUGAUU
Molecule: messenger RNA, 2242 nt
Organism: Megalops cyprinoides (Indo-Pacific tarpon)
Lineage: Eukaryota; Metazoa; Chordata; Actinopteri; Elopiformes; Megalopidae
Gene: insm1b
Product: insulinoma-associated 1b
Exons: 1
Coding region: 256-1665 (469 amino acids)
Biological process (GO): neuron differentiation; negative regulation of transcription by RNA polymerase II; regulation of cell cycle process
Cellular component (GO): transcription repressor complex; nucleus
Molecular function (GO): RNA polymerase II cis-regulatory region sequence-specific DNA binding; DNA-binding transcription repressor activity, RNA polymerase II-specific
Source: RefSeq, a predicted model, not a curated record